This is a messenger RNA of Prorocentrum cordatum, 495 nucleotides long. NCBI's taxonomy places the organism in Eukaryota, Dinophyceae, Prorocentrales, Prorocentraceae. The record is from the annotation of a GenBank genome assembly.
UCCCUGCUGCAGACGUUCGAGGCCAACUCUUGCGGCGACGCCCUCGGGGGGCUCGGCGACACCACCCGCGCGAUGCUCUCCCUACCCCCGGACGUCGUCCUCGACGCUUCGCUCUCCCAGGUCGACCCCGAGGCGCCCAGUUGGAUCGGCGACGACCCCACGGCCUUCAAGCUGCUCCCCGGCAUCACGCAGGUUUGGCAGCUGUGGGAGAUUACUCUGCUAGACGGGGGCGUUCUCGAGUCGCGCAGGUUCAAGGAAGGCAUGUCAUCUUGGAUGCUCUACGUCCCUCUGUCCUCCACCUCAACCCUCGACCAUUACAUUUUCCAUGCCAAGGGCUGCGUACAAGUUCCACUCGUUUCUGACGACGGCGCCACCUGGGGUUCCGUGGUGUUUCCCAUCCCCGUGCUCAUCGCCUUCCCCACGCUCCCCCUCACCGACGGGCUGCGCAUCAACUCCGUUGCCUUGAUCGCUUACCUUGAGACCGCCGCGGCCGCU